This is a messenger RNA of Penicillium brasilianum, 1398 nucleotides long. Lineage: Eukaryota; Fungi; Ascomycota; Eurotiomycetes; Eurotiales; Aspergillaceae. The record is from the annotation of a GenBank genome assembly.
AUGCAGCGCACGUCGGGCCUCCUGGUUUUCCUCCUGACUCAUAUCGCCUACGCUCAGCAAUCUCUCUGGGGGCAGUGUGGCGGUAGUGGAUAUGUAGGAUCAACAGUCUGCACAGCGUCGGCAACAUGCAGCACUCAGAACCCCUACUAUGCCCAGUGUAUUCCUGCCACUGCGGCAGCAAGCACAACCACCAGCGCAACUUCAACCACCAGCGCAACUACAACCUCCAAGACGACUUUGGUCUCUACCACUACCUCUGCCACAAGUACGACCAAGGGGUCCACUACCAGCACGACUACAGCCGCUACGGUUACCAACAGCGGCAAUCCUUUCAGCGGCUAUCAGCUCUAUGCGAACCCUUACUACUCCUCCGAGGUUUACUCUUUGGCAAUCCCAUCCCUGACCAGCUCUCUCGCCGCCAAGGCUAGUGCAGUUGCUAAGGUUCCAUCUUUCGUCUGGCUUGACACCGCUGCCAAGGUUCCUACCAUGGGAACUUAUCUUGCCGACAUCCAGGCACAAAACAAGGCCGGUGCUAGCCCACCUAUUGCAGGUAUCUUCGUCGUUUAUGACUUGCCAGACCGCGACUGCGCCGCCCUUGCCAGCAAUGGAGAGUACUCGAUCGCCAACAACGGAGUUGCGAAUUACAAGGCGUACAUUGACUCGAUCCGAACUCAGAUUCUCAAGUACUCUGAUGUUCAGACUAUCUUGGUUAUUGAGCCCGACAGUCUCGCCAAUCUUGUGACCAAUCUGAAUGUCGCUAAAUGCGCCAAUGCUCAGAGUGCUUACCUAGAAUGCGUUAACUAUGCGUUGAUUCAGCUCAACUUGCCCAACGUUGCCAUGUACCUUGACGCUGGACACGCUGGCUGGCUGAGCUGGUCCGCUAAUCUCCAACCUGCUGCGACUCUCUUCGCCAAUGUAUACAAGAACGCUUCAUCUCCUGCAGCAGUCCGCGGACUGGCUACUAAUGUUGCCAACUACAAUGCCUGGACAAUCAGUCCUUGCCCAUCCUACACAUCAGGAGACUCCAAUUGCGACGAAAAGCUUUAUGUCAAUGCCAUUGCCCCUCUGCUUCAGUCUGCAGGCUUCUCUGCUCACUUCAUUACCGAUACUUCUCGCAAUGGCGUUCAGCCAACCAAGCAAAAUGCCUGGGGUGAUUGGUGCAACGUCAUUGGCACUGGAUUCGGUGUCCGCCCCACGACCGAUACGGGGGAUGCUCUUCAAGAUGCAUUUGUCUGGGUGAAGCCUGGUGGAGAAUGUGAUGGUACAUCGAACACCACCUCACCAAGAUAUGAUGCCCACUGCGGCUACAGUGAUGCUUUGCAGCCUGCUCCCGAAGCCGGAACAUGGUUCCAGGCCUAUUUCGAGCAGCUGCUUGUGAAUGCCAACCCGUCCUUCUGA